Molecule: messenger RNA, 3535 nt
Organism: Paramecium primaurelia
Lineage: Eukaryota; Ciliophora; Oligohymenophorea; Peniculida; Parameciidae
Source: the annotation of a GenBank genome assembly
AUGGAGAUAGAGCAAUAUUCAGCUCGUGCAGCUAAUGAGGAUUAAGCUCUUAUGAGUAAGAGAGGUGAUUAGGAAUAAAGAAAAGGAGAGUUUUUCCAACGUUGUUUAUAAGACAGAAAAAUUAAUACAGAUCUUUCUUAAUCAGAAAAAUUUAUAUUUGGUGAUAAAGCUAUUUAUAUGGGAAAGCUGAAAUUAGAAUAGAGAUUGUAAGAUAUUGAUGAAGUAUUUCUACCUUUUGAUAAUAUUGAUUUAGAUGAAAAGGAACGUAACGAAAAAAUGAAAGAAUUAUCUAAGUCUUCUUAAUCAGAUAAUUAAAGAAUUGAUAUUAAUAAGAGAAAUAAGUAGAUAGAAAAUUUUUGGUUAAUUUUAAGUCCAGAUAGUUCUGUGAAACUAUUGUGGGACUUUUUUUGUAUGAUUUUGAUUCUCUAUGAAAUUAUAACAAUACCAAUAAGAAUAAGUUUUGACAUAGAAGUAAGUGCUGAAUUUGGUUAUGUAAUAACAGCAGCAUUUCUAUUCGAUAUUGUAUUAACAUUUAAUACAGCAGUCUAUUUGAAUGGAAAUAUUAAUUAUUCUUACAAGGCGAUAGCAUUUGAUUAUUUCAAAUUAUGGUUUUGGAUAGAUGUUGUGGCAUCAUUUCCAUAUGAUAUGGUAUUUAAUGCAGCAUUAACAGGAGAAGCUGGAGAUGAAGUUAAUGAAUCAUCAGAUAAUUUAAAGAAGAGUACUUAAAUUUUAAGAGUAUUAAAAUUCUUUCGAUUUGUUAAAGUAAUUCGUUUAUUAAGAUUGGCAAAAUUAAAGGCUAUAAUGGAUAAAAUAGAAGAAUAUUUUUCAGAUAGUUCUAUAAUUUAAACAAUAGGUAGUUUUUUAAAACUUUGUGCAUUUGUUUUGUUUUGGUCUCAUUGGCUAGGAUGUAUAUUUCAUUUUAUAGGUUAAAGUGAGGAUACAACAUACAAUUGGCUCUCUAUUUAUGGAUUGUAUGAUGAACCUUGGGAAAUUAGAUAUGUAAAUUCUGUAUAUUGGGCAGUAACAACAAUGAUUACUGUAGGUUAUGGUGAUCUAUCUCCAUAAACACCAUUAGAAAGAUUAUUUGGAGUAUUUUUUCUUUUGAUUGCUUGUGGUGUAUUCUCAUUUACUAUGAACACCAUAGGUAAUACAAUGUAAUAAUUAAGUUAGAAGUAAGAUCAAUAUUAGAAGAGGAUAUCUGAAAUAAAUAUAUAUAUGGCAAAAGUUAAGAUUCCAAAACAAUUAUAAAAUAAAGUAAGAAGAUAUUUAUAAUAUAUUUGGGAUUCUCAUAGAAGUAUAAAUUUAGAAUCUAUAUGUUAAAAUCUCUCUUUAUCUCUAAAAUAUGAAUUUACAAUUUAAGUAAAUGGAACUAUAUUGGCUAGUUAUAAAUUGUUAUGUGAGACAUUUUCAAGGAAAUUACUUAUAGAAUUAACAUAGAUUUUAAAAGAAUAAACAAUAUAACCAGAUGAAUAUGUAUUUAUUGAAGAUGAACCUAAAAAUGAAUAAAUUCUCUAUUUUAUUUAAGAAGGUUAAAUAAAUAUAGUAUUAAUAAAGACAAGAUAAAUAGUGGCUAGAUUGAAUAAUAAAUAAAUAUUUGGUGAAAUAAGUUUUUUUGGGAAUAUAGGAAGGACUGCAUCUGCAAAAAGUAAUGGUUUUACUGAUGUAUUUGUAUUGAAAAGACAAGAUUUUGUAGGAUUAUUAGAUAAAUUUCCAGAUGAUAGAGAAAGAUUUAAUUUUAUAAAUGAAGAAGUAAAUAAAAGAUAAUUAUAAAUAUUGAAUAUUCAUUGUUAUGCUUGUGAUUUACCAGGACAUGUAAUAAGAGAAUGUCCAUCAUUACAUUUUGUGAUUGAUUUAUAUGUAUAUUAAAAGACAAAAAUCAGAUGUAUUAAAGCUAUAAUGAAAGAUUUUGUAAGAAAAGAUAGAAUGAAUUAUAAUGCUUUGAAAAAUAGAACAGAAUUAGAAAAAGUAGCUAUAAAAUUAUAAAUGAAUAUACCAACACAUAAAUUUUUGAUUGAAGAAUGUAAUGUGGAUGAUUAAUUAUCAUAGGCAGUAGAAGAUGAAUCAAUAAAGAAAGGAUUUAAAUUAAGAUCAAAAUUUAAGGAAGAUAGAAAUAGAAGAAGAAAUUGGGAAUAGACAUUUAAAAAAUCUGCAUAAAAGAUAUAAUAGAUUUAAAUUAAAUAAUCAGAAAUAUUUAGUAUGACUAAAAAUCUUUCAUAAGCAUUAUUGUCAUCUCAUGCUAGUGGUGAAACAAGUUUAAAUCAUAUACCAAUUAAUUAAUUUAAAUCUCCAAAUGAAAGUUCAGAAGAAAGUGAUAGUGGAACAUUAUAAUAAAAAAUGGAAGAUAUAAUGGCUGAUUAUUAAAUAUUUAAAUAAGAAGUAGAUAAAUAUAAUGGAAGUUAAUAAUCGGAAAUUAAAAAAAAUUUUGUUUUAUUAAAUGAAUUUGAAUGUGGAUGUGAUUAUAAUAUAUUCUAUCCUCACAAUAAUCUCUCUGUUGUGUUGAAAGAAUUUCAUAGAUAUCAAUUAGGUAACUCUGUUAAACCUAAAAUUGAUACUGAAUAUGAUACUAAUGUAUUUCAGGAAUAUAUGGAAUAUUAUGUUAUAGAUAUAGAAGAUGUUAAAAGAUUUAAAUUAGAAGUUAAACCAUCUCAAAUUAAAUAAUUUUUACCUUUUACAGAACUUCUUUAAUAAUCAUAUAAUCGUUAAGUAAAUAAUAAUUAAUAUACUUUUAUUAGAAAAAAAAGAAUUAUGGUUUAUUAAAACAACCAAAAAGAUCUUUUAAAUAAAUUGCUAGAGCAAUUAUUUUGGCAAGAAAAUUUAAGUGAUCAAUUAUAUUUAAUUAUAAAAAUAUAAUUAUUAACCGAUAUGAAACAUACUAGAGAUUCUGUUAAUCCUGAAGUUAGAGAAUUUAUUAAAUAAUUCACAUCAUCAUAAUAAGAACUUAGACUUAAUAAAUAAACUAAUACUGAUUAAAGUACAUCUACAAUAGUCUAAAGUGAUAUUAAGUCAGAUCAUGUAAAAGUUAAAGAAGUAUUCUUUAAAUUGCCACAAUAAGAAAAUACAGAAAAUAAAUAACCAUAUCUUAAAAUAUCAAAGACUCCAGUUGCAUCUUCUUUUACAAAUUCUUUAUCAAGUAUGGAUCAAGAUAGAUAUACAGAAGUUAUUGUUUAAAAAGUUGUUGAAGAAUUAGAAAGAAGGAAUUAUUGUAAAAAAAAACCUUUAUUAUCUAUUUAAUAAAAUACUAUAUAAAUGAGUAUCACACCAAAAAGUGAAUUAGAAUAUUUAGAUGAUGAUUCAUUUAUACGUUAAAUGUACUAAACAUAUAAUUAAUUUAAGUUAAUAAACUUUAUUAAGUCCUAAUCAAACACCUAAAAAAGUAUAAAUUAGAGCCUUUGAUUGUUUUGAUUAAAGAUAAAAAAAGUAUUAAGUUUAGAAAGAAUAAAAAUUAUAAAAAUAAAAAGAAACUUAAGAACUUACUAAAUUAGUAGAUGAAUUCAAAUCUUUUUUACUUAGAACAAGAUCUUCAGGCAGAUUUUGA